Molecule: messenger RNA, 1401 nt
Organism: Hydatigera taeniaeformis
Lineage: Eukaryota; Metazoa; Platyhelminthes; Cestoda; Cyclophyllidea; Taeniidae
Source: the annotation of a GenBank genome assembly
AUGAUGUCGAAGAAAACUAAAACCCAUCGGCCAACAUCGCUCAUAGUUGCACCGAUUCCGCCCAAAUUAACAUAUUAUGAUAGUAGACAGAGAGUUAAGAAGAAUGAAGACAACGCCACUCUGCGUCUCUUUAUGCCCAUCCAACCUUUUGAUGAUAGAUUUGAGGAAGCAAGAGAAGUCACUUGCCACAUGGACAUUGAAAAAGAGGUCCAAGUGCACAUCAAUGCAAAUCACGAAGCCUUUGAGAGCCCCUAUGCUUGGAGGCGCCAUUUUAAGGGCUUUGAUGCAAAGCGGGCACAGGAGAUCAGGUACGAAAUGAGCAUUGAGGAAAUAAUAGCCAGGCGGAGUCUGAACGUAGCAGAUUUUUCAACAAUGGAGUCACCUUACGUCCCAAGAAUUAUAUUAGUACUUGUUAAUGCUAUAGAAACUCAUUGUUUUCGUGCCAACUUUUGGGCUUGGAUGUUGUGCGAAUGGUCGGAUUUCCAUAAAGAGGCAGUCGAUCUACUUGGUCAUUUGCUCUUUGUUCACAGGCAUGAGUUGUUUCUUCAAAACGUCUUGGAGAGAUUGAGUCCAGCUCUACUAAUUAGAACCCUUCGCGUAUUCUUGAGUGCCUUUUCGCCUAAAUUUCUCCAUUUUUUCAAACGCGAUAUACAGGAGAUAAUUAAACGUCCCUUGUAUGACCAAUUUAUCCGACCCAACCCUAACAUUCGUCUUAUCGUUCAACAUGCCCUACUGCCAUAUAGCCGAACCAUAAUCGACACGGCCGCCUUUCUGAUGCUCCAUAUUCAGCACUUUCUUCUGAUGUAUCCAACUUCAGGCACUGAACGAUCUCUACUGACAAAGAUUUAUGGGCCCCUGUUAAUAGGUUUCUCGGAGAGACCAGUUGCGAUUAACAAAACGGCUACUUUCGUCAGUGAGGAAGCAUCGUUGUUGGAGGCAAUAUUGGAAGUGUGCAAUGCGGGCUUUUGGAAUCACCUUGGAAUGCUGAAAAUUAACUCAGCUUUUGAUAAUCUACAACGAUUUGUUGUCAAGUUACCCAAUUUAAAGUAUUCUUCAUCAACUGUGAGAAAAAUCUAUCGGGAGGAGUUUGAAGUUAGAGAUUAUGUCAGUGAACACUACCUAUUACAGGGUGAGAAGUAUUAUGGCUUAACAAAAAAGCGGAAGUCACACGUAGCUCGCCAAACCUUCGUUUUUGAUCACGGUGAAAAUGAGCGCAAGUCAAAGGAGGAUGCAAUUAAAUUCCGAUGCCGAGAGUUCACUUUUGAGAAUCGCACGCCGCAAAAGAGCACCAAAUUAGAGACGUCGAAAUCAAAGGUCAAGGUGUCAUCUAGGCGGAAGGAAAGGCAGUUGAUUGCCAUUCGCUCCAACGAUGCCAUCUUUCGGGACAUUCAAACGAUGCGU